Eurypyga helias (sunbittern) is the source of this 556-nucleotide messenger RNA. Its product is annotated as small nuclear ribonucleoprotein-associated protein B'. Gene Ontology annotation, cellular component: catalytic step 2 spliceosome; U2-type prespliceosome; U5 snRNP. The record is from RefSeq and is a predicted model, not a curated record. Gene Ontology annotation, biological process: mRNA splicing, via spliceosome. The annotation marks the transcript as partial. Lineage: Eukaryota; Metazoa; Chordata; Aves; Eurypygiformes; Eurypygidae. The transcript has 5 exons.
ACCUAAAAAUUCAAAACAGCCAGAGCGGGAGGAGAAGCGAGUCCUUGGUCUUGUGUUGCUACGAGGAGAAAACUUGGUGUCCAUGACGGUCGAAGGCCCACCUCCAAAAGAUACUGGAAUUGCCAGGGUACCUCUUGCUGGAGCUGCUGGAGGACCUGGCGUUGGGAGAGCAGCAGGGAGGGGAGUACCAGCUGGAGCACCCAUGCCGCAGGCUCCGGCAGGACUGGCUGGCCCCGUCAGAGGAGUGGGAGGACCAUCCCAGCAGGUGAUGACUCCUCAGGGUCGCGGAACGGUUCCCCCAGCCACUGCCAGCAUAGCAGGAGCCCCAACGCAGUACACACCGGGGCGUGGGGGUCCCCCCCCACCCAUGAGCAGAGGAGCACCUCCUCCAGGAAUGAUGGGACCUCCUCCAGGCAUGAGACCACCCAUGGGCCCGCCCAUGGGAAUGCCACCAGGCCGAGGUGCCCCUAUGGGAAUGCCCCCACCAGGCAUGAGACCGCCACCCCCAGGAAUGAGAGGACCCCCUCCACCCGGCAUGCGCCCACCAAGGCCCUAA